Molecule: messenger RNA, 6585 nt
Organism: Struthio camelus australis
Lineage: Eukaryota; Metazoa; Chordata; Aves; Struthioniformes; Struthionidae
Source: RefSeq, a predicted model, not a curated record
AUGAAACACCAUGUAGUGAUAUGCAGCUUCCGAGGAGCUGUACCACAAGGCUUAGUCCUGGAACUAGGUGAAACUGUCCAGAUUCUAGAGAAAUGUGAAGGUUGGUACAGAGGUGUUUCAGUUAAGAAGCCCAAUGUAAAGGGGAUUUUUCCUGCAAACUAUAUUCACUUGAAAAAGGCAAUUGUCAGUAACAGAGGGCAAUAUGAAACGGUUGUUCCACUUGAAGAUUCUGUUGUGACUGAAGUCACGGCAACGCUGCAGGAAUGGGCUGUGCUCUGGAAACAACUGUAUGUGAAACAUAAGGUAGAUCUUUUCUACAAACUGCGCCAUGUGAUGAAUGAACUCAUUGACCUACGUAGACAGCUGCUGUCAGGUCACUUGACACAAGAUCAGGUGCGAGAGGUCAAGAGGCACCUCACAGUGAGGCUGGACUGGGGCAAUGAACAUUUGGGCCUAGAUUUAGUUCCUCGCAAGGACUUUGAGGUUGUGGACUCAGAUCAGAUCAGUGUUUCAGAUCUUUAUAAAAUGCAUUUAUCAAGUAGACACAGCGUCCAGCAGAGCACAUCACAGGUGGAUACAAUUCGUCAGCGUCAUGGGGAAGCUUGCCGUAUGCCAGUGCCUCAUCACUUCUUCCUCAGUCUAAAGAGCUUUACCUACAACACAAUUGGAGAAGACACGGAUGUCUUUUUUUCUUUAUAUGAUGUUCGAGAAGGCAAGCAGAUCAGCGAGAGGUUUAUGGUGAGGUUAAACAAGAAUGGAGGCCCCAGGAAUCCUGAGAAGAUAGAUCGAAUGUGUGCACUUUUCACAGAUCUCAGCAGCAAGGACAUGAAGAGAGAUUUGUACAUAGUUGCCCAUGUAAUUCGAAUAGGCCGCAUGUUGCUAAAUGAUUCAAAAAAAGGACCCCCACAUUUACACUAUCGCCGCCCCUAUGGCUGUGCAGUCUUGAGCAUCAUGGAUGUACUUCAGUCAAUCUCUGAACUAAAAGAAGAGAAGGAUUUUGUUCUCAAAGUUUACACGUGUAACAACGAAAAUGAAUGGUAUCAGAUCCAUGAAAAUAUUAUUCGAAAGUCCAGCACCAAAUACACAGCACCCAGCUCAAACUAUGGGCUUAUAAUAUCUCUGCAACUUCUUCGUGGUGACAUGGAGCAGAUUCGAAGGGAAAACCCUAUGAUCUUCAACCGAGGGGUUUCUGUUACCAGGAAGCUGGGGUUUCCCGAUGUCAUAAUGCCAGGUGAUAUACGCAAUGACUUAUACCUUACAUUAGAAAAGGGAGACUUUGAGAGAGGAGGGAAGAGCGUGCAGAAGAACAUCGAAGUGACCAUGUAUGUUCUGUACGCAGAUGGAGAAAUCUUGAAGGACUGCAUCAGCCUGGGCUCAGGAGAGCCAAGCAGGAGCGCAUAUCACUCUUUUGUCCUUUACCACAAUAACAGCCCUCGUUGGGGGGAAAUCAUCAAGUUGCCCAUCCCCAUAGACAGGUUUCGUGGGUCUCAUCUCCGGUUUGAGUUCAGACACUGCUCCACAAAAGACAAGGGAGAAAAGAAGCUCUUUGGUUUUGCAUUCACUCCAUUAAUGAGAGAUGAUGGCACUACCUUGUCGGAUGAUAUUCACGAGCUUUAUGUUUAUAAGUGUGACGAGAACAGCACAUUUAAUAAUCACGCAUUGUACCUGGGGCUGCCUUGCUGCAAAGAGGACUACAAUGGCUGCCCCAACAUCCCUUCCAGUCUCAUUUUCCAACGCAGCACCAAAGAGACCUUUUCAGUCUCCACACAGCUCUCUUCUACCAAACUAACCCAGAAUGUGGAUCUGCUUGCCCUCCUGAAAUGGAAAGCUUACCCAGAUCGUGUAAUGGAUAUCCUGGGAAGACUGAGACAUGUCAGUGGCGAGGAAAUUGUUAAGUUCCUACAAGAUAUUCUUGACACGCUGUUUGUGGUUUUGGAUGACAACACAGAAAAGUAUGGCCUGCUGGUCUUUCAGUCUUUGGUGUUCAUCAUAAAUCUGCUGCGUGACAGCAAAUAUUUUCAUUUUCGACCUGUGAUGGACACUUACAUUCAGAAGCAUUUUGCAGGAGCGCUGGCUUACAAAGAAUUGAUCCGAUGUUUGAAGUGGUACAUGGACCGCUCAGCUGAGCUUGUACGACAAGACCACAUCCAGGAAGCAAUGAGAGCCUUGGAAUAUCUUUUCAAGUUCAUUGUCCAGUCUCGGAUCCUUUACUCCAGAGCUACUUGCGGAAUGGAGGAGGAACAGUUCCGCUCCAGCAUCCAAGAGCUUUUCCAGUCCAUCAGAUUUGUGCUCAGCUUGGACAGCAGGAGCUCUGAGACUCUCAUCUUCACACAGGCUGCUUUGUUGAACUCCUUCCCCGCUAUCUUUGACGAGCUGCUACAGAUGUUCACUGUGCAGGAAGUAGCAGAGUUUGUGAGGGGUACCCUGGGCAGCAUGCCCAGUACAGUACAUAUUGGACAAUCAAUGGAUGUUGUUAAGCUACAGUCUAUUGCACGCACUGUUGACAGCCGCCUGUUCUCUUUCUCAGAGUCCCGGCGCAUCCUGCUACCUGUGGUUCUUCACCACAUUCACCUUCACUUACGACAGCAGAAGGAGCUACUCAUCUGCUCUGGGAUCCUCAGUAGUAUCUUCUCCAUAAUCAAGACCAGCUCUUUGGAGGGAGAUGUCGUGGAGGAAGUUGAGAUGAUGGUGGAGAGCCUCCUGGAUGUGCUUUUACAAACUCUGCUUACAAUCAUGAGUAAAUCGCAGUCUCAGGAGGCGGUAAGAGGGCAGCGUUGCCCGCAGUGCACAGCAGAAAUCACUGGAGAAUAUGUGUCCUGCCUUUUAUCAUUGCUCCGUCAGAUGUCAGACACACAUUUCCAGCACUUACUGGACAAUUUCCAAAGCAAGGAUGAACUAAAGGAGUUUCUGAUUCUCUUCUAGCUAUUCAGGAACCUGAUGAAGAUGAGUGUCUUCCCUCGGGACUGGAUGGUGAUGAGGUUGCUCACCAGCAAUAUCAUAGUUACAACAGUUCAGUACCUGUCUUCUGCACUGCACAAGAAUUUCACGGAAACAGACUUUGAUUUUAAAGUGUGGAACUCUUAUUUCAGCUUGGCCGUUCUAUUCAUAAACCAGCCAAGUCUCCAACUAGAAAAUGCCACUCCAGCGAAGAGAAAGAAGAUUCUAGAUAAAUAUGGUGACAUGAGAGUGAUGAUGGCCUAUGAGCUCUUCAGCAUGUGGCAGAACCUGGGUGAGCAUAAGAUUCACUUUAUUCCGGGAAUGAUUGGCCCCUUUCUCGGAGUUACACUCGUCCCACAACCAGAAGUUCGGAAUAUCAUGAUCCCUAUCUUUCAUGACAUGAUGGAUUGGGAGCAGAGAAAGAAUGGCAGCUUCAAACAGGUGGAAGCAGAGUUGAUCGAUAAGCUGGACAGCCUGGUCUCAGAAGGCAAAGGUGAUGAGAACUACAGGGAACUCUUCAGCCUGCUCUUGCUAGAGAAGAUUGAGCAGGAAACGUGGCGGGAAACUGGAAUCUCUUUUGUUACGUCGGUUACUCGCCUCAUGGAACGUCUGCUUGACUACAGGGACUGUAUGAAAGGCGAUGAAACAGAGAACAAGAAGAUUGGCUGCACUGUUAAUCUUAUGAACUUCUAUAAAUCUGAAAUUAAUAAGGAAGAGAUGUACAUCCGCUAUAUUCACAAGCUGUGUGACAUGCACUUACAGGCUGAGAACUACACAGAGGCCGCAUUUACCUUGCUUUUGUACUGUGAGUUGCUUCAGUGGGAGGACAGACCUCUGAGAGAGUUCCUGCAUUAUCCGUCUCAGUCAGAGUGGCAACGUAAGGAAGGUCUGUGCCGUAAGAUUAUCCAUUACUUCAACAAAGGGAAGAGCUGGGAAUUUGGCAUCCCACUAUGCAGAGAACUGGCCAUACAAUAUGAAAGUCUCUAUGACUAUCAGAGCCUCAGCUGGAUUCGGAAAAUGGAAGCUACCUAUUAUGACAAUAUCAUGGAACAGCAGCGCUUGGAACCUGAGUUUUUCCGAGUUGGUUUUUAUGGUCGGAAAUUCCCAUUUUUCCUGCGGAACAAAGAAUACGUAUGUCGUGGCCACGACUAUGAGAGACUGGAAGCCUUCCAGCAGCGGAUGCUGAGCGAGUUCCCACAAGCCAUUGCAAUGCAGCAUCCAAACCACCCCGAUGACUCUAUACUGCAGUGUGAUGCCCAGUAUUUACAGAUCUAUGCAGUGACUCCCAUCCCGGACAAUAUUGAUGUGCUGCAAAUGGACCGUGUCCCUGAUCGCAUAAAGAGCUUUUACCGAGUCAACAAUAUCCGGAAAUUCCGCUAUGACAGGCCUUUCCAUAAAGGCCCAAAGGACAAGGAGAAUGAAUUUAAGAGCUUGUGGAUUGAACGUACCACUCUGACCUUGACUCACAGUUUGCCUGGGAUCUCUCGUUGGUUUGAAGUGGAAAGAAGAGAACUGGUUGAAGUAAGUCCUUUGGAAAAUGCCAUUCAAGUGGUUGAGAACAAAAACCAGGAGCUGAGAACACUGAUAAGCCAGUACCAGCAUAAACAAAUGCAUGGGAACAUUAAUCUUCUCAGCAUGUGUCUGAAUGGAGUGAUUGAUGCAGCUGUGAAUGGGGGAAUUGCACGAUACCAGGAGGCCUUUUUUGAUAAGGAUUAUAUCACAAAGCACCCUGGGGAUGCAGAGAAAAUCACACAGCUGAAGGAACUCAUGCAGGAACAGGUACAUGUCUUAGGAGUGGGUCUGGCAGUCCAUGAAAAAUUUGUACACCCAGAAAUGCGUCCUCUACACAAGAAACUGAUAGAUCAGUUCCAGAUGAUGCGAUCGAGUUUGUACCAUGAGUUACCUGGUUUGGAUAAGCUGAGUCCAGCCUGUUCCGGCACUAGCACACCACGCAGCAAUGUUCUGGUUUCGCAUGGACCUAUGAGCCCAGAGAGCAUAAAGCUGGUGCAUCGACACAGCCCACUGAACUUGCUUGGUUCAGUCCGACACUCGUCAUCCUCUCUGUCAUCCCACACCUCCAGCGAAACAGGAAACCUGGUUAUCCUAACAGACAGUUCUGUGGGGGAGACUGCUGAGGAUAUGUACCACAUGCAGCUUGUUUACCCUAACUCCAGGUACCAAGGCUCAGUCACCAACGUGUCUGUUUUAUCCUCGUCCCAGGCCAGCCCUUCCACCUCAAGCCUGAGCUCUACCCACUCUGCACCAUCCCAGAUGAUUAACUCUGCCCCUUCCAGUGCACGAGUGCUGGUGAAAGGUGCUGGAUUGACAACACUGGAGGCUGAAGCCCUCUAUUUAUCCACAGAACAGAUACAGCAUGGGCGGCAGCCGUGCAAGCUUCCCCACGCUGCCCCCACCAAUGUGCCUCAUCUCUGUCCUGGAGGAACCACCUCUAGAGGCUCUCCCUCUCUACCAGAUAAGUACCGCCACACUCGGGAGCUGAUGAUGUUGCUGCCAACCCAUCGGGACCGACCCAGCAGCGCCAUGUAUCCCACAGCUAUCAUGGAAAACGGACAGCCUCCAAGUUUCCAGCGCGCCUUGAUCCAGCAAGUGAUUGGACCAUGCAAACCUUGCAGUGAUCCCAACCUGUCUGUGGCUGAGAAAGCUGUGCCAGCAGCACCCAGCAGCUGGAGCCUAGACAGCGGAACCAGAGAGGCCCUGCCAUUCCUGUCCGCCCACGUUGGGAGCAUCUUGGCCCCACCACUACCUCCCCGAAGCCUGCCCCAUGGACACUACUCACUGCACUUUGAUGCCUUCCAUCACCAGCUCAGUGAUGCUCCUCCAGCAUUGCCUGCCCGAACAUUGCGCAAGUCCCCUCUUCAUCCUAUCCCUGCAUCACCCACCAGUCCCCAGUCUGGUCUGGAUGGAAGUAACUCCACUUUAUCCGGCAGUGCCAGCAGUGGCGUCUCCUCCCUGAGUGAGAGUAAUUUUGGACAUUCCUCUGAACCCCCUCCUCGCACAGACACCAUGGAUUCUGUCCCAAGCCAGUCCUGGAAUACUGAUGAAGAUCUAGAGACACCCUACCUCCCUGUCAGGUACAGUCUCUCUGAGCCUGAUGUCCUAGAGUCACUCAAAUCCCAGCCAUGCCGAAGCCACUCUGCACCAUCUGGAGUCAUUCCUCAGGACACCAUGGACCCUCCAGCUUUACCCCCCAAACCUUACCAUUCCCGUCUCCCAAACAUGGAGACUGAAGAGGGAAUGAUAAUUGAAGAUGAUGACAAACACCGUCCCUUGCAUCGCAAAGUAUCCCAACCAGUGAGUGGUGGAAAGGAAGAACAAGCCAGGGUAGCGUGGGAGCAUGGCAUCAGUGAGCAGUAGGGAGAACUCCUGGGCAAGCAGCUUGCAUCAUCAUUCCAGGUCUGACAAGAAAGGAGAGACAUCAGGACUCAGAGAACAGCAAACCAGUUUUCUACUGCCGUGAGUUAAUGUCUGGAGCCCACACAAUCAAUCGGGCCAGCAUGCCAGGUUGCUGCUGCUUUCCUUUUUAAUUUCUUUUUACACCUUUCAGUUGUGUUUUUAACUUUCUGUGGACAGUUUAUUCCUUCUGCAGUUUCUUAACCACACCACAUGGCAUGUGAGCCACCAAGACUU